AACAUGAUUUCAAUUUAGUUUUUUCCUCGGGCCAAUUGCAAACACAUACAACAAUAACAACAACAAUUUAGUUUUAGUUGAUGUGAAUUUAAUCUAUCUGCUUCAAUUAUAGUACAGUUUAAAUAAUUUUAACUAGACAACGACCAUGUCGGAUGAGGAAGUCAUUCGUCGUCGUCUACAAAUAGAUGGGGAUGGUACCGGCGAUGAUCGCCGUUUGAACGAUUUGUUGAAAACAUUUGUUAAAUGGUGCAACUCUAUGGACAACACGGAAAAUAGUCAGGCUAUUCAUGAUCGCUUGUUAGCUCAACUUGCGCAGUGUGAAUUUGCGAUGAAGAAGUCAGAUUUUUGCGCUAAAAUGAUGCAACAAGAAUUAAAAAACUAUGCCACAAUUUCCGAUACAAUAGAAACAGGCAUUGAGACGGCAAAAACGCAAAUUGUUCAAAGCAAACAGAAUCUGGUGUUGGCUAAGAAGAUUCGCAAGAAUAGAAUGGAGUAUGAUGUUUUAGCAAAAAUAAUAAAUCAGCAACCAGAUAGAAAGAACACAAUUAAAGAACUAGACAUGCUUAAGCAUGAAUUGGACCAACUACAGGAAAGGAAAGGAUCUUUAGAGCGGAAGUUGGACACAAAAAAGAAAGAUUUUACUGUCUUAAUGAGAUCAAUUGUGGAAUUACAAAACAAAUUGGAGUCGGUUGGAGGAGAUUCUCAGAAUGUCACAGACGACAGAAUGUCAUGCGAUGAAGAAGCAGUUAUUUUGUCUGUUGAUGAUGCGGCAAGUCCAGAUAACGAUGAAGUUAUUCUUUCUUCUCCGGAAAAAAUGAGUUGAAUUUCUACAGAUGAAGAUAUUCGAUCUGGUAAUUUUACAAUAAAUGAAUGGCAGUGUUAAAAAA
Molecule: messenger RNA, 887 nt
Organism: Malaya genurostris
Lineage: Eukaryota; Metazoa; Arthropoda; Insecta; Diptera; Culicidae
Gene: thoc7
Product: THO complex subunit 7 homolog
Exons: 3
Coding region: 146-823 (225 amino acids)
Biological process (GO): mRNA processing
Cellular component (GO): THO complex part of transcription export complex
Source: RefSeq, a predicted model, not a curated record